This is a messenger RNA of Nestor notabilis (Kea), 941 nucleotides long. It is a transcript of the gene SLC35G1, whose product is annotated as solute carrier family 35, member G1. Gene Ontology annotation, biological process: regulation of cytosolic calcium ion concentration; calcium ion export across plasma membrane. The record is from RefSeq and is a predicted model, not a curated record. The transcript is spliced from 2 exons. Gene Ontology annotation, cellular component: endoplasmic reticulum membrane; plasma membrane. Lineage: Eukaryota; Metazoa; Chordata; Aves; Psittaciformes; Psittacidae. The annotation marks the transcript as partial.
GAACAAAGAAGAAAGCUGCAUGUCCAGGACUUGGUCUGUUUUACACCGUACUGUCUGCCUUCCUUUUCUCAGUGGCCUCUUUAUUACUUAAAAAAAUAGAAGAUGUACAUUCAGUGGAAGUGAGUGCGUUUCGAUGUAUUUUCCAAAUGGCAUUUGUUCUUCCCGGGUUAAUAUACUACAAAACAGGGUUUUUGGGACCAAAAGGUAAAAGAAUUUUUCUUUUCUUCCGAGGAUUCCUUGGCUCUAGCGCAAUGAUUCUUCUCUACUAUGCUUACCAAGUCAUGCCACUAGCUGAUGCCACCGUUAUAACUUUUAGCAGUCCUGUUUUUACAUCACUGCUGGCAUGGAUCUUUCUCAAAGAGAAGUACAGUAUUUGGGAUCUUCUGUUUACCCUCUUCGCCAUCACUGGAGUGAUUCUUAUUGCCAGACCACCAUUUCUGUUUGGGUCAAAUGUUACAGGGAUUGAAGGAAGUUACACAGAGCACCUUAAAGGAACUAUAGCAGCAAUUACAAGCACAGUAUCUGCAGCUUCAACUAUUGUUAUACUAAGGAAGGUGGGAAAAUCUGUGCAUUAUUUUUUGUCAAUUUGGUAUUAUGCUGUCAUUGGUUUAAUUGGAUGUGUUAUAGCAUUGUUUGUUAUGAAUGAAUGGCGUUUACCACAUUGUGGUAAAGAUAGGGUUCUUCUAAUAUUAAUAGGCUUGUUAGGGUUAGGGGGUCAGAUAUUUCUCACAAAAGCAUUACAGAUAGAGAAGGCUGGACCUGUAGCCGUAAUGAAAACAAUGGAUGUGGUGUUUGCUUUUAUUUUACAAAUUCUUUUUCUCAAUCGUCGUCCAACUUGGUGGACUGUAGGUGGUGCCCUUUGUGUAGUAGCGAGUAAUUCUGGAACUGCUAUUCGUAAAUGGCGACAAACCUUGAAGAAAUCUAAAGAAAAUGAAAUCUAA